Messenger RNA from Leptopilina boulardi, 5921 nucleotides. It is a transcript of the gene Naa15-16, whose product is annotated as N-alpha-acetyltransferase 15, NatA auxiliary subunit. NCBI's taxonomy places the organism in Eukaryota, Metazoa, Arthropoda, Insecta, Hymenoptera, Figitidae. Gene Ontology annotation, cellular component: cytoplasm; NatA complex. The record is from RefSeq and is a predicted model, not a curated record. Gene Ontology annotation, molecular function: protein binding; protein-N-terminal amino-acid acetyltransferase activity. Bases 308 to 2878 code for a protein of 856 amino acids. The transcript has 11 exons. Gene Ontology annotation, biological process: N-terminal peptidyl-methionine acetylation.
UUACGCUUUCCCUCCUGUAGCGCGAUUCGCAUCAUCUCACAUUUAGAUUCUUUAAAAAAAACAUUUUCAAAAAUCCAUAAUAUCUUGAAAUUCAUUUGGAAUUAUAAAGAAGUUUGUGUUAAUUUGUUGAUAAAUUCACGUGAUUCGCGCCGGUCGCCGUGAAAUUAGCACUUCCGCCGGAACAACAUUGUCGCGAAUGAUCACGUGAUCGGUGAUCGAGUUCGUCGUUUGUGGCCACGAGGUUUUUGUGGUGAAAAUUGUGUGAAUUGGGUGAAAAAAAGCCCUCUAUUUUUGUAGUCAUACAAAAAUGCCUUCCAGCAAUCCCCUGCCACCUAAAGAGAAUGCACUGUUUAAGCGAAUUUUGAGAUGCUACGAACACAAACAAUACAAAAAUGGAUUGAAGUUCGCGAAACAAAUUCUGUCGAAUCCAAAAUUCAGCGAACAUGGGGAAACGUUGGCGAUGAAGGGCCUCACGUUAAAUUGUCUUGGCCGCAAGGAGGAAGCUUACGAUCAUGUUCGACGUGGACUCAGAAAUGAUUUACAAUCGCAUGUAUGCUGGCACGUUUACGGAUUGCUUCAGCGAUCGGAUAAAAAAUAUGACGAAGCCAUCAAGUGUUAUCGGAACGCUCUCAAAUGGGACAAAGAUAACAUUCAAAUCCUUCGAGAUUUGUCCCUUCUUCAAAUUCAGAUGCGCGAUCUCGACGGCUACAAGGACACCAGGUAUCAACUAUUUAUGCUCAGACCGACCCAGCGGGCCUCUUGGAUUGGCUUUGCAAUUUCCUAUCAUCUACUACGAGACUAUGAAAUGGCUUUGAAGAUUCUUGACACGUUUCGAAAUUCUCCUAUGAUUUGCUAUGAUUAUGAGCACAGCGAAUUAUUACUUUAUCAGAAUAUGUUAAUUCAAGAAUCGGGUGACAGUGAAUCGGCAUUGAAACAUUUGGACAAGAACAUUGAACUUAUUUGUGAUAAAGUGACGGUAAAAGAAACCUAUGGCAAACUGCGACUAGAACUAGGAUUAUAUGCCGAAGCGGCGCAAGUUUAUAAGGAAUUAUUGAACAUUAAUCCUGAAAAUACAACUUAUUACGAUAGGUUAGCAGAAGCCCAAAGACACACUUGUCCCGAAGAGACACUCCAAAUGCUUAAACUUUAUGAAGAUAUGUUUCCGCGUGCAUUGGCGCCUCGACGUCUUCAAUUGAAUUACGCUGUUGGUGAACAAUUUGAAAUUCUCGUCGAUAAAUAUUUGCGUCAAGGUCUUCACAAAGGUGUGAACCCACUUUUUGUGAGUCUUCGUUCUUUGUAUACGAAUAAAGAUAAAGUGGAAACAAUUGAAUCAUUACUUCUUCAAUAUAAGGAAGCUCUCAAAUCUCAUGGACAUUUUAGUGAUUUGGAGAAGGAAAAUAUGAAAGAGCCGGCCUCAGCGCUUUUGUGGGCGUAUUAUUAUUUGGCACAGCACUAUGAUUAUUUAGGACAGACGAAAAAAGCUCUUGAAGAAAUUAACGCUGCCAUCGACCAUACACCGACACUCAUUGAACUUUUCGUCACAAAAGGACGAAUUUACAAGCAUGCAGGUGACGUUCAAGAAGCAUACAAGUGGCUGGAUGAGGCACAAAGUCUUGACACUGCGGAUCGUUACAUAAAUUCAAAAUGUGCCAAAUAUAUGUUGCGUGCAAAUGUUGUGAAAGAAGCCGAGGAGACUUGUGGCAAAUUCACGAGAGAAGGUGUCCUUGCAAUGGAAAAUCUCAAUGAAAUGCAAUGCAUGUGGAUUCAAACUGAAGCCGCCUACGCGUACAAACGCUUAGAAAAAUAUGGAGAAGCGCUCAAAAAGUGCCAUGAAGUCGAUAGGCAUUUCUCGGAAAUAAUAGAGGAUCAAUUCGACUUUCACACGUACUGCAUGCGAAAAAUGACAUUGCGUUCCUAUGUCGGUCUAUUGAGGUUAGAAGAUGUUCUUCGCUCACAUCCGUUUUACUUCAAAGCAGCAAAAUGUGCAAUGGAAGUCUAUCUUCGACUUCACGAUUAUCCCCUUCCAGAUCCAGCACAAGCUCAAGAAAUCGACACUGAAAAUUUACCACCGUCGGAAUUGAAAAAGUUUAGAAAUAAACAGAGAAAACAACGCAGGAAGGCUGAACUCGAAAGGCAGCAGGCUGCUCAAGCUCAGGAGAAGAGGGAACAUCACAAUAAAUCUCGACAACAGACUGAUCCCGAUCUCGAGCAACCAAUACUCGAGGAACUUAUUCCGGAAAAAUUGGAGAGGGUGGAAGAUCCCUUGGAGCAAGCUAUCAAAUUUUUACAACCCCUGCAAGAGUUGGCUUCCGACAGAAUAGAAACGCAUUUGAUGGCUUUUGAAAUUUACAUUCGAAAAGGACGAACACUAUUGAUGUUACGAUCGAUAAAUCGUGCACACCGCUUAGACCCGAACAAUCCCGAGUUGCACACGUGUCUCGUGCGGUUUCUGCAGCAUACGAAUAAAUCGCCCCUGGAGGGCGCCCUCGCCGAGGUGGUGAAACGCCAGACAAGUGGAAUAUUCUCAAGUUGCAGUGCGGACGAAUUGAACGCUCAAUACUUGAAGAAGAACAGCAUGUCUCUGCCACACCUUUACCAAGGCGCACGUAUGAUGUAUCUCUUGGAUCCCACUGUUCAAUCGAAGGCACUGUCCCUCGUCGCCGAUAUUGAUAGUCUCGAGAACGUUAAUCUCGAUGUAUGCACGAGGUUACUUGGAUCCUUGCAAAAUGGCGAUUUUGGUUCCUGUGAAUCGACGGCAGCCGAUUUUCGAAUCAAGUGCCAUUCACAUUUCCCGUACGCGACAGCUUUUCGUCCCGCGGAAAUUAUCGAGGCCAAAGUCACUGUCAAUCAUCAAGACGAGUACUCCAUCAAGAACUGAUCCUUGCGUCUCUAAUUUAUGGAGAUUAUCAAUGAUUGAGAGGAAGCUUUCAUGAAAAGGGGGAGGGGGCGUGGGGAUAUCACAAUUUUUAAUCGAUCGUCUCGGUUUUUUUUUUAAAUUUUUUCCAUUUUUUUUCUCUCUCUCUCUCUCUCUCUCGCAACUUCAAAAUGCUCUCGUCGUUUGUCUCUCGGAGAGGUGCGAAAAACCGAGUGAACAACACUGUACAGGAUGCGUUAUUUUUUUUUUUUUUUUUUUUUAAUUUUUUUAAUUUUUAUUUUGUAAAAUAUUAUAAAUGGCGAGACAAGACUUUGUAUUCAUAUGUGCUAGAAAAAGAAAAAAAAAAAAAAAAAGUGUCACUCGUGAUUUUCUAUAACCAACGACCUUCGUUACCGCCGAUAAAAUCUCUACUGUGUAGAGUUUUGUCCCUCAUUAGAAUUGUCGUCAUUAUUGUCAUCUAUCGCUAAUUAUGAUGGAAUAUCGAGAUAUUUUUUUUCUCAUUCGACCUUUUAAUUUUCAAAAAUAUACAUAUAUAUCGAUUUUAUAUUAUCGAUUGGGAUAAUUUCGAUAUUACAUCAAUUUUGUGGAAAAUUUAUUUUUUCCCCCUUUUGUAUAUUUGAUCCCUGUCGAAAUUGACUCUUUUAAUUCCUGUUGAAUUUUUUUUUUUUAAAGAAAACUCGUCGAAUCGGAAAAUUCUAUUUUUUUUGAAUAUUCUAUAAAAUAUAAUUAACUUAAAUUUGUAGUUUAUAGAAUAAAAAAAUUUUUUUUUUUGAGAAGAAUUUUUAUUUAGUUGAAUUUUAAUUUGAAAUUAAUAUUUUAUUUUUUUUUACAAUUCUCAUUAAAGAGAAUUUUUAUUUUACCUAAUUUCAAUUUAAAGGAAUUUUAUAAGAAAAAUUCGGUUAAAUAAGUAUUUAGAAAACGAAAUUAUUAUUGAACUGAAUAUUUUUUACUGAAUAUAAAUUCGUCAGAAUUUUCAUUUAGUACUUACUUUUCAUUAUGCCUCAAUGAAUUAGUAAAUGGUAGAAUUUCAAUUUCACAUUAUCUUUCUUUGAUCAAUAAAACAUAUCCAAAAAAAUUGUAUCCGAUUAAUUUUAUAAUCCAUCCUAAAAAAAAAACUACUAGGGACAAUUUAACCGCUCAUGAUUAGUCGAUUAGAGAUUUAAUCGCUGUUUAAUUUUUAAACUGGAGUUGGAAACUAAAUAAAUUAGGAUAUAAAUUUUUAUUUGAUAAAAAUUUGAUUAUUUGAAAAUAUGCUCCUUAUAUCAAAUUUUGCUUAAUAGAAAUUGGACAUUAUAAAUUUCAUUUAAGAUAGAAAUUCUGAGAAAAUUAUCUUUUUCUAAGAAUAUACAACGCGUCUAAUUCUACGGAAUUAAUAAUUAACUACAUUUUCCGAUUCGAUGUUAAAAACCUUUUUCCUCUUUCGCUAUUCUUCCGCUCGAUUUUACGGAUUUCUUGUGAUUUGAUUUUUUUUUUUAACAACUUUUUUCUAAUUUAUUUGAUCAAUAAACUUAAAAACAGGAAAAGGAAGUUAUGAAAUUUCGUUAUUAUUGAAAGAAAGAUACUUGUAAUAUACGAUAAUCGAGAGUGAUAAAUAAAAAUGAAAGUAGAUGCUAAAUUAUCAUCUGAAAUUAUUGUCGACGAACAAAAAAAAAAAAAAAAAAAAAAUGAUCGAAUUGAGAAAUUAUAAUACUCGAUUUUGCAUGUUAGGUUAUAUAUAAUAAUUGUUUUUGAAUUUAUAUUUAGAAGAAAUAACAAAUUAAUUGAGGCUUAUAGUUCAUAGUACAAUUAUAAUAGUUAAAAUAAAUAAAAAAAAUGAAUAAAAUAUUUAAAUUGUAAUAACAAAAAUGAUCAAAAAAAAACCAUUUCGUAUAUUGCUCGAAUUUUUCUUUCAUUUUUAAAUAUAUAUAUACUUUCGACAGACAUGCAAAAUUUUGAAAAAAUAUAUCAAAUUCCACUUAAAUAAGCGGGUUCGAAUAUUUAACAAUUCUGUAGAAAACGAAAUUUAGGAAUUUUAAAUAAAUUACCAAUUUUGAAAAUAAUUAAAACUAUUUUAUUUGAAUAUAGAUUCCUGCUCUUCCAAUGAAUUUUUUCGCUCUCUCUCUCUCUAUAUAUAUAUAUAUCUCUCUCCGAAUAUGAUUUUAAUCUUUCUAACUCAUAUUCACAAAACAGGUAUAUAUAAAAUAAGUGUUUUUGCAAGAAAGUUAUAAAUGUUACCACUAAUGCGUCAUUAUCAAAAUUCUGACAGUCGAUUUGUAGCAAUUAAUAUUCAAACUUCGUCUCAUUAAGUACGUUAGAAAAUAACGAUAUCUAUAUCAAAACAAAACAUUAACUCUCCGUUAAUUUUAUCUUCUUUUUUCAAUUUUGAACACACUUGUAAAAAGUAACCGAAGAUGAAAUAUCAAAAAUAUAGAAAUAAUUGAUAAGUCUGUUCAAUCAAUAUAUCAAAUUCUGGUUUAUAUAUUGAUAAUAAUCGAUAUAUCGAUAUUAAAUCGCUUUAUUUAUACUUGGUCGAUAUAUCGUUAUUUAAUCGAUAAAUCGAUAAUUGGUGCGAGUGAGACAAACUUAUGCGUAACGCAUGCUUUCCUAUGACUUGUGCGUUUCUGCAUGCGUUUCGCAUAAGUGUAUUUCACUUGUACUCAUGGGCUGUUGCUAGCAUGGUGAUUUUUUUACGGUAUAUAAACUUUUUGAAAACGGAGAUUUUGCGCACUAACGCUUCCCUCACGAUUUUUAAAAUUGCGUUAGUCUCAAACGUUUCCAUUCUUUGCCCUCCUCGUGUUCUUUCCUUUUUUUUUUUCUUUUUGUUGUAAACUAUCAGCAUAUAAAAGUGUAUUAUUUAUUUUGCAAACGUGUAUCUGUAUAGAUUCGAAACAUUAUUGGGAAUACAACUUUCUCUCAUUUGUAAACUAUAUAUAUCGUCGAACACAUUUUUUAUAUAUGUAAAUAUUUGGCGUCGAUUAAACAUGUUAGCUAUAUAUGUUUUAUUUCUACUGAAAUAAACAAAACAUCCUGGGAAAUGAAAAAUGUUGAGAAUAAAGAACGAAACGUA